Mya arenaria is the source of this 2613-nucleotide messenger RNA. Its product is annotated as Na(+)/citrate cotransporter-like. NCBI's taxonomy places the organism in Eukaryota, Metazoa, Mollusca, Bivalvia, Myida, Myidae. Bases 382 to 2148 code for a protein of 588 amino acids. Gene Ontology annotation, cellular component: membrane. The transcript has 14 exons. The record is from RefSeq and is a predicted model, not a curated record. Gene Ontology annotation, molecular function: transmembrane transporter activity. Gene Ontology annotation, biological process: monoatomic anion transmembrane transport.
AGAGUUGGCUUGCAUUAAUUUAUAACUGUUUGUCAAACAAUCAUUUGCAAAAACUCGGCAGCUUAUAUAGGUCAAGUGAGUUCUGUUUCAAAGUCUUUCAGUCGGACCAAACUUCAUGGACAUAACUUAAGUGCAGUUUGAAUAAGAAUUGAUGAUUUAAAGACAAUUUGUUGGAGCGUUUAUGUCGUAUAUUCUGUUCCCAAAUAUUUACAUUGAGAAAUCGGGAAAAGUGCAUCGCCCGCUUCUUCAUGCAUACUAUUUCAAAAUUGGUAUGAAAGAAAUAUACAUUAUUUCGUCAACAGAAGUGUCAAUUUGAGCGUGUCGAUUUAAUCCAGUGACGCUUUAAAAAGCUAUACAAGGAUAUACACAGUAAACGGAGCGAUGACGGUGCGCAACUUUUUCCGAGAUCUUCUCUAUUUGAAGGAUAUUUUAAUUGUGGUGUUGACGCCAAUUAUUUUGUUGCCGUUCCUGCUAGUAGAUGGAGCAGGGGAGGUCGGAAAAUGUGCGUACUGCGUUUGUAUGAUGGCGAUCUUCUGGAUCACAGAGGCGCUUCCAAUCGCUGUAACGUCACUGAUUCCUGUGUUCCUCUUUCCAAUUGUUGGCAUCCUGUCCGUCAAAGACACGUCACAUGAAUAUAUAAAUGACACAAACAUGCUGUUUGUGGGCGGGCUGAUCGUUGCGGCCGCCAUUGAACACUGGAACAUCCACAGACGUAUCGCCCUGAAAAUCCUCCUCAAGGUUGGGUCAGAGGCGAAAUGGUUGAUGCUAGGCUUGAUGGGGCCCACAUGGUUUCUUUCUAUGUGGAUCAGUAACACAGCUACAACUGCAAUGAUGGUGCCAAUAGCGAACGCUAUCCUUAUGCAACUGAAGAACACAGAGGACGAAUACAAAAACACAUUCGAUAACUCUGCUUUGGAGCUGGACGACGUCGCAGUGAAAGUACCUCCUGAGGAUGUCAUAACCAAUGGCGAAACAAAGAACAUAAACGGAGAAAUAAAGAAAACAGACGCCACCACACUAGACGAUAUCCCAGACAACGUAUUGGAAAAUAACACAAAUGAGUCGUUUACUCGCCUCUGCAAGUGUCUAACAUUGAGCAUCGCGUACGCGGCCAACUGUGGUGGCAUCGGCAGUCUCACAGGAACUGGACCAAACCUUGUCAUGAAGGGACAGCUGGACAUAGUCUUGGAGGAGUAUGGCAUAACGCAGUCCACAAUCACCUUCGCCUCGUGGAUGGGGUUCGGAGUACCUCUGUCCUUUACCUUGGUCAUCAUUGUCUGGAUCUGGCUGCAGAUCAUGUUUCUCAGAUGCAACAAUUGUUGCGGAUCCAGCAAUCCGGAAAGAGAAGCUAGGGUGAAGGCUGCAAUCCAAAGGGAAUACGUAAAAUUGGGUCCAAUUACAUUUGGCCAGGGUGCAGUGCUGGGGCAUUUUAUAAUUCUAGCGAUCCUAUGGGUGACACGCGAUAUGGGAGGAGAAUACGGCUGGGGAAAACUCUUCAAAGAGGGGUACGUGAAGGACGGUGUACCAGCGGUGUUUAUAGCCACUCUUCUCUUUAUAUUUCCCUCUAAAGUUCCAGAGGCAUUUUGUAGAAGAAUUGAUGGGACCCGCGAGCCGUUGAAACCCUUGUUAUCGUGGCGUGCUGCGGUGGAGAAGGUACCAUGGGGCGUGGUCUUUUUGCUUGGCGGAGGCUUUGCUAUGGCCAAAGCGUCGAAGGAAUCCGGCUUGUCCGCCUGGGUUGGAGAGAAGCUGUCUGUUCUCGAUUUCCUGGAGCCCUGGGUGCUUAACCUCGUGCUCUGUUACAUAAUCGCCGCCAUGACGGAAGUGACGUCAAAUACCGCAACGUGCACUCUUAUGAUGCCUAUCCUUGCUAACCUGGCAGUACACCUGAGGCAGAGUCCAAUAUACCUUAUGUACCCAACCGCCAUAGCUACCUCAUUCGCCUUCAUGCUGCCUGUGGCCACGCCUCCUAAUGCCGUCAUCUUCUCGUAUGGCUAUGUCAAGGUCACGGACAUGGUCAAAGCAGGCUUCGUCUUGAACGUUAUCUGUGUGUUGGUGCUCAUCGGAUUCACGGAAACGCUUGGAAACAGUCUGUUUGACUUUCACACACUUCCGCCGGAAAUAGCUUCACAUUACAAUGACACGGCAUAACAUUAAACUUCGUAAUGUAACUGAUUGAGUGUGAUCCUGUGGGUAUAUUAGUUUUGAUGAACGGUAAUUCAUGGUUCCAGUUCAUCGACUAUAUGCAUGUUCCUUUUUUGAACACAUAUAUAUAUAUAUAUAUAUACAUAAACAUACAUUUUAAACGGCAUUAAGUUUGUUCGAGUGUGACCAAUGGCACAAAAUUUUGUAUAUAUGUUGUUCACUUUGACGUAUAACACAACUCAGUUGACUAUUGUGUGAACUACAUUGACAUAAUAAUUACUUCUCAGUAUGAUUGUGCAAUUAAAAUAUGUUCAACACACAUUUUUAUUAUGUUCUUUAUUUUCUAGAUUUGAAAAAUGGCAUUUGUUUGGUUUUGAAAGUGAUAUAUAAUGUACGCUUUGUUUUCAAAACUCAUUUUAUCGUUAUCCAUGGAUUGUAUGAUUUAUGAAAUUAAAUUACCACCUUUUGCAA